Messenger RNA from Aspergillus bombycis, 1488 nucleotides. Its product is annotated as putative MFS transporter. The record is from RefSeq and is a predicted model, not a curated record. Gene Ontology annotation, molecular function: transmembrane transporter activity. NCBI's taxonomy places the organism in Eukaryota, Fungi, Ascomycota, Eurotiomycetes, Eurotiales, Aspergillaceae. Gene Ontology annotation, biological process: transmembrane transport. The transcript has 4 exons. The coding region runs from base 1 to 1488 and encodes 495 amino acids. Gene Ontology annotation, cellular component: membrane.
AUGGGGGAGGAGAAGACACAUUCCGACGCCGUGGCGCAUAUCCCUGCGAACCGAGUCGAUGAUGCAGUCGAGUACCUGGAGGGGCAUGCUGGCGUCGCCGAGACCCAUGAUGUAGACAUAAGCGCAUUGCGUCGCAAGAUCGAUUACCGCAUUAUCCCGUUCAUGUUCUGCUGCUACGUGCUACAGUUCUUGGACAAAGUGAUGCUUAACUAUGCCGCGGUUAUGGGGAUCAAGAAAGAUCUCGGGCUCGUAGGCAAUGACUUCUCAAAUACGGCGACAUGGUUCUUCAUCGCGUAUUUGAUUGCAGAGGUUCCGAACGUCUACCUUCUCCAGAAAGCCCCCGCCGCCAAGUGGCUCGGCCUGAAUGUGACCCUCUGGGGUGUCGCGGCAGCUGCCUCCGCCGGCGCCCAUGAUUACCGGAGCCUGCUCGUGGCGCGAAUCUUCCUCGGCAUCUUCGAGGCUACUAUCGGACCCUCGCUGAUGCUUCUCAGCAGCCAGUUCUACACGCGCAGCGAACAGGCCCCGCGAUUCACCUUCUGGUACCUCGGACUCGGCGUGGCGCAAAUACUCGGGGGCAUUAUCUCGUUUGCGUUUCAGCAGGUGCAUCACUCGUUUGCCGGAUGGCGGAUCAUGUUUCUCGUCUUGGGACUGGUUACCAUGUUGGUCGGCGUGCUGACGAUGUUGUUCAUUCCCGAUACACCGAUGAAAGCGCGGUGGUUGAGCGAGGGUGAGAAGGUUGCGUUGUUGCGCCAUGUCAGUGUGAACCAGACGGGGGUAUGGAGUAGUCGGGUCGAUAUGAGGCAGAUCUGGGAGGCGGUUGGGGACGUGCAGCUGUGGCUAUUAACAUUGACAACCAUCUGUACGUCGGUAUCCUCGGGCGUGGUCACGACAUACUCGGCAACCCUAAUCAACGGCUUCGGGUUUUCGCCUCCGCACUCGGCGCUCCUGAACAUGCCGUCGGGCAUCGUCAGCAUCUUCUUUACGUUGGCCGUCGGGAUCGGUAUCCGCCGGGUCUCCCACCGCUGGGCGUGGUUCAUCUUCUGUACUAUUCCCGGCAUCAUCGGGGGCGCGCUGAUGUCGUUCUUGCCGAAGCAUAACAAGGCCGGCGUCUUGAUUGGCAUUUACCUGGUCAAUGCGAUCGUCGCUACGCUGCCCAUUCUCUACCAGUGGACGAUGGCGAACUGUGCCGGCCACACGAAGCGCGCGUUCGCCAGCGCGCUCGUGGCUGGGUCGUUCUCCGUGGGUAAUAUUAUCGGCCCGCAGACGUUCCAGGCGAGGGAUGCGCCGGAGUAUCGCCCGGCCAAGAUCGCUGUGCUGGCGACGCAGGCCGCGGCGGGCACGUUGGCAUUUGUGUUGUUUUUGUAUUACGCAUGGGAGAAUCGCAGGCGUGCGAAGACUGCGGGUGACGGCGAUGAAGCGGUGAUUGAUGACACGAAGUGGGCUGGCUUGACUGAUAAAGAGAACCGAUGGUUUCGAUAUGUGUAUUAG